AUGAAGAAUAUUCGCACUUGCUGUUGGUUGCUUCUGGUGGAAAUCUGCGCCUAUACAAAAACAAUCGAAGGAUUUCCCUGCUAUUUUGCCAAAGACGAGUGCCCAAACGAUGACGUUCAAUUUUGGUACUAUAAGAAAGAUUUUCCCAACAGCCCCUACCUUUUGGAUCCUCUCAAUAUUUCCCAAGAACUUUUUGAGCCUCAACGACCCAUUGAGAUUUUAAUACAUGGCCUUUCGUUGAAUAAAGAUAAGACACCCAACAUGGAGAUGCGCCCCUUGCUGUUGGAACACAUUGAUGUCGAUGUCAUAAGCGUCGAUUAUGAGCCCAUGGCUGCGCUACCCUGCUACUACCCAUGGGCUGUGCAAAAUGCCAGAGUAGUUGGCAAGUGCUUGGCUCAACUUUUAAAUGUUUUCCACGAUCAGGGUAUAUAUACACCGCAAAUGAUACACAUAAUUGGUUUUAGUUUGGGGGCUCAAAUUGCUGGUUUAGCAGCUAAUGAUUUAAAUUUUAAAGUAAACAGAAUAACAGGCCUUGAUCCUGCUGGCUGGUUUUUUUCCACUUCAAAUGUUCGAAAUAAAUUGGAUGCUUCUGAUGCUAGUUUUGUGGAUAUCAUACACACAGAUGUUUAUCUAUUCUCCGACAUCAAUCCCAUGGGUCAUGCAGAUUUCUAUCCCAAUUUAGGUCCCAUACGUCAACCUGGAUGCAGUUUUGAGGAGGAAUCAAGAAAUUGCAAUCAUUUUCGUUCUGCUGUCUACUAUGCCGAAUCGAUUGUAACCCAAAGCUAUGAUAAUGAUCAUCAAUUGAUGGGUUAUUUUGUAAGCAAUCGGUAA
Messenger RNA from Stomoxys calcitrans (stable fly), 831 nucleotides. RefSeq names its product pancreatic lipase-related protein 2-like. Lineage: Eukaryota; Metazoa; Arthropoda; Insecta; Diptera; Muscidae. The coding region runs from base 1 to 831 and encodes 276 amino acids. The record is from RefSeq and is a predicted model, not a curated record. Gene Ontology annotation, molecular function: lipase activity. The transcript has 6 exons.